CCAUCCCAUCCCUGUUGUACUUUGGUGAGCAAAACAUUCUCUCACCUUCUUUCCACCCAGAGAACUCUUUUCUUAUGCCUCAAUUCCGCUCAUCAUUACCUCAGACAUGAAUACACUGCCCUCUUGAUUAUUACAUAUCGACACCAUGUCUCAACAUACAACUACCUCUGGUCCGGCGCUCGCUAGGUCGUGCUCGCCUAGCAACCGAUGACGUAUCUGUGGCCGUUCUCGCCAGCCCACCCGACCAAACCAGUAACUUCCUUCAGCCCUGACCAGUGACCACAAUCACCAACGACAUCUGACUAGAAUCUUUUGCCUCACUCGGUCUACACAAAACAAUCCACCUCCACAUCUCGAGAUCCCAGAUCGUUCCUCUCAUUCCCCUGUCCUAUUCAUCACCUGACAGGAUUUCCUCCUACAUUCGGGCCAUUGGCCCACCACCUGGUUUUCGUCAUGUCCGCCGCUGCUGCCACUUCCUUCAAGUCGCCUCCCCAUAGUCAUUCUCACUCGCAUUCUCGAUCACAAUCACACAAUCAUUCUCACUCUCACUCUCACUCUCACUCUCACUCUCACUCUCACUCUCAUUCUCAUUCUCAUUCUCGGUCCUCUAGACCAUCUACCACUCCUCGAGGCCCUCCUACCGCCAUUUCUGUUGGUCAAUCCAUGCCACCUUUGCUCACACCCAAUCCAAACCUUGAGACUCCCCAGCCCUCGAUAGAUCCUAAAAGCCCCAGUCCCAGCUACUUCGGUUUCGUCGUUGGCACCGACGACUCUAUACCGCCCGACUCUAAUCCUGGCAUCCAUGCCCGACAAAAUUGGACCUUCCCUUCCUCUUCCCAAAGUACUCUGCCCACUCCGCGCCAUUUCCCAGUCGAGUCCAACCCCGAUUUCGAGGCAUUCCGAAGGCAGUCAGAACACAACCAUCGCUUCUCCUUAAAUACCUCAACUUCCUCCCUCGGCAGGCCAUCACAAUCGAGAAACCCCUCCUCAGGUUCGAACCUUGAUACUCCCACUUUCCCUUUGAGCAAAAGGCCACAUCUUGAAAGGAGCGCCCAGACAAAAGAUGGUUCGCAAUCACAAGACCACCCCAUGGAAGGCGUUUCUUUGUUUGACCUCCCCAGGCAGUCUUCGCCACUCUCCUUCAAUCAUCCAAACAGCGUCGCAGAGCAUCAACAUGCCAGAUUGUCCCUCCCCAUGAACGGCGUCCGCACAGCUCCCGCUUUUAACACCCUGAGACAAACCCAACGCUCAGACACAGUUCCUCCUCUCCCCGACACAGAAGCGAAUCCACUCUACUCUCCCGUGGAAAUCGGAGACCUGAUAAGGACCAACCCUCAGGACGUCCUAGUUCUGGACCUCAGAGUCUACCAGCAGUAUGCCGCCUCGAGAGUAAAGGGCGCCCUGAAUUUAUGUAUUCCAACGACGCUUCUAAAACGACCUGCAUACAAUGUUCAGCGUCUUGCCGAUACCUUCACUUCUGAUCACGAUAGAUGCGUCUUCGAACGAUGGGCUACUUGCAGCCACAUAGUCGUUUAUGACUCGAACUCUUCUCUGACCAAAGAUGCAAUCGCUCCUUUGAACGUCCUUAAAAAAUUCAAGAGCGAGGGUUGGAAAGGAGAUGGGUGGAUUGUCAAAGGUGGGUUCUUGGCCUUUUCCAAAUUGGUCCCCGACUUGGUCGACUCAGGUCCUGUUGCAUCCGGACAGGGGGCAUCGACACAGUCCUUGUCGAUAUCUGCCGGUGGUAAAGAGACUCUUGCCGUCGCAGGUGGCUGCGCCAUGCCAGCAGAGAAGUCAGCAGCGAAUCCUUUCUUCGGAAAUAUUCGUCAGAAUAUGGACCUCUUGGAUGGUGUAGGACAAAUGCCUAUCAAACAGCCAGUAAACAUGACGUCCACCACCGAACGACAGCUGCCUCGCUGGCUCAAGCAAGCCUCGGCCAAGAAUGAUCAAGGCAAGGCCGUUUCGGAAAGAUUUCUGAAGAUUGAGCGCUACGAGCAAAAGAGAAUGCAGGAAGCUUUGAGUGCCAAGGUCUCCUACGGAACUCCUCGAUCAGAGCGGCCGUCCAAAAUACAAGUUGCCGGUAUCGAGAAAGGCUCCAAAAACCGAUACAACAAUAUCUUUCCUUAUGACCAUUCGAGAGUCAAGCUACAAAACGUGCCACAGGGAAGCUGUGAUUACAUCAAUGCCAGUCAUAUCAAGGCAGAGUUGUCGAAUCGACACUACAUCGCUACCCAGGCUCCCAUCCCUGCUACCUUUGAUGACUUCUGGCGAGUUGUUUGGGAACAGGAUGUGAGAGUAAUUGUCAUGUUAACUGCCGAAUCCGAGGGUGGUCAAGUAAAGUGCCACAAGUAUUGGACUCCAGGUGUUUAUGGCUCCCUCAAAUUAAAACAACUUUCCGAGAAGAGGAUCGUCUUGCAAGAAAAGAAGCCAUCAACGAAAAGCCCACAAACGACAUCUCGGCCGUCUCUUGGUGCCCGAAGGUCAACCACAGCCAACAUCACCAUGGAAGAUGACAAGUCGGCUGCAAAGUCGACAAGUAUUGUUGUGCGACACCUUGCAUUGAGCAAUUCAUCGCAACCCUUCCAACCCCUGCGAGAGAUUACUCAAAUCCAUUAUUCAGACUGGCCUGACUUGGGAACCCCAGCGAGCCCAUCUGAACUUCUGGCACUGGUAGAACAAGUUAACAAAUGUAUCCGGAAAUCGUCUGCUCAAGACGUAGGGGAUGUCGCGCCCGAGGGACAACGACCUGUGUUGGUACAUUGCAGUGCCGGGUGUGGACGAACAGGCACAUUCUGUACCAUCGACUCGGUUAUCGACAUGUUGAAACGACAGCAGCUCUCUGAUAAACAUGGUCAUCCUGACAAAAUGGAUGUCGACGGUGGAGAUGACUGGCUGUCUCGAGACGACACGGAUUUGGUGGCCAAGACAGUGGACGAUUUCCGCCAUCAGCGACUGAGCAUGGUACAAAACCUUCGACAAUUCGUCUUGUGUUAUGAGAGCGUUCUCCAGUGGCUCGUCUCUCGUAGCAACGAAUCGCAACCUCAGAAGCGGCCGAGCAUGGCUGACAGUAGGCGGAGUUAUCAAGGCAGCUACGAGAUGAGAAGCUGAACUGGUCUGCAUGUGCAUCAAGCAAGGUUGAUUUAUGACUGAGCAUAUGAUUGUGAACAUCAUGGACACUAUUUCGGACAAUGGAUCGAUUAUCACUACCUGACUUCGCAAAGAUUCGCAUUCGGUUUCGGCGGUAUUUGUCCUGUACGAUUGCUCUAGGGAAUGGGUUAUGCAUAGCGGACGACAGGGUGGCAGGCCCAUGUCAAUUUACGACCAGUCUUAGACCAGAACUAUAUUACUAUGUCGUCGAGCCUCUAGUAAUUACGAAUGCAUGUGUUUUUACCUUUUCCGCAUUUAUGAUCUGAUGGUAUCCAUUGAGGCUCUAUGACAACACCGUGAAACUCCAAGCAUGCUCUAAAACCACAUCCCAAAGGGACACAAUUCUAUCAACCCCUACCCAGUCAUACCACAGCUCGCAUUACUUUCAGCGUUCCAAGCCAAAUGCAAAAACGAUUCAACGGUAAAAACACACUCGAGACAACAAUAACACCGAAAAACUAGACCGGCUCGACUUGUCGACGCCAUAGCAUGAAACCCACCAAAAGGAGAAGAGAACCCAUGAAAUGCCCCUCCCUAUAACCCACGCAGUCAAUCAAUGCUUCACUCCAGUCUCAAACUCACUCCAGGUGGGUCGUAUUAAACAAGCGAUUUCCCGUAUCCGUCGAUCCUUUGCCCGUGAAUGAAUUGUGCGAAAUCCUCAAUGCCGCCACUGUCGUAUGACUUCGAGAAGCCUCGCGAAUCUUCCGAAACGUAGGAAUCGCAUCGAUAAAGAGCACUCCCGUCACAACAAAAAUACGAAACUGCCUACCCAAAUUAAGCUCCUUAUCCAAAGCAUAAACCCGUUCGAGAAACCCAGUCACUGUCUUCCCAGUAUUGAUCACCGAAUCCACCAAGAUAAUCGCCUUCUUCCCCUGGAUAUGGCCAGCCUGAAUAUCCUCAGGAGUCUUCACAUGGAGAAACAUCGCACUGGGGAAGGCGUCGUUGACUCCAAAAGCCAUUGGUUCUCCACUACGCAUUAUUGCGGCAAUGAUGGUGGAUGAUUCAUUCUUGAGUCGAUAUCCGGGUACGGUAUGUCCUUGAACAUGCGUGAUGUCGUAUUCUUCGAGGCCGAUAACAUCGGCAACGCAGUCGAUGGCGACAAAGUAGCCAAGUUGUCGGUGAGCUUCGCGCAGGGCGGGGCCGGAGAUACCGGCAUCGCGGGUGCGUGUCAUCAGGAGGAGUUUGGCCUUGUGGUCCCGGGCGUAGUGGACUACGUUGGUUUUAGGCCGGCUCAUGAUUUCGUCCCGAAAUUCUUGGUCUGCGAUGUCACAUGUUGGGAAUUCGGUUGUGUCGAGUCGUGGUGUAGCAUUGGGGGUCAUGAGCACCUGGUUUGCCCAAAAGCCGUCUUCGGUGAUUGCUUUAGCAAGAACGUCAUCCAUGCUCUUGCUUCUUGUUUCUUUAUCGCCAACGAUGAUAAAGGCCUCGUCUGCUACUUUCAUCAUUGGCAUGUCAAGUGGACUGUUUCCGAAUGCCAACACUUCGAAUCGGCCAACUUCUUGUAUGUAUGAGACCAGAGAGGCCUUGAUUUCGGGGGUAAUGACUAAGGCGUUUGAACCUCGUCCUGAUCCCAUGACGACAACUUUACAGCCUGGGGCUUGGUUUUGGAGUACUUGUUUCCAUACCUUCUCUUGUCCACAAGUGAUGACAAGGAUAGUGGCCUGUUCACUGCUGUCGGUCCAUUUAAUGAGAGGUAGAAUUGCAGGAUACAAUUCAACCUCGCUGGCGACUUGCUUGCAACAAGCGUCAUAGUCCUUGUCGUCAAACGCCUCUCCGUAGAUCAAUGCAGCCUGUCGAAAGGCCUUGUACGAGUGCCCCAUAGGACCUGAGAAAACUUCAUUGAUCAUGACAUCUCCUGGUCGUGGUGGACAAGUAGUUUGGAGGCUGGGGUCUUUCCACAUCAUCUUGCCGGUGUCCUGGGGAGUUAAUGUGCCAUCCGUAUCCGUGGCAAUGACCAUCCAGUCGGGGGCGGGUUCGGGAAUUUUAUUCACUUGCUCUUCAAGUAGUUCAUAGAGAAAUUGCAAAUUUUGCUUUUCUGUGAGAAGAC
Exophiala mesophila is the source of this 5188-nucleotide messenger RNA. RefSeq lists its product as uncharacterized. NCBI's taxonomy places the organism in Eukaryota, Fungi, Ascomycota, Eurotiomycetes, Chaetothyriales, Herpotrichiellaceae. The record is from RefSeq and is a predicted model, not a curated record. Gene Ontology annotation, biological process: protein dephosphorylation. The transcript has a single exon. Bases 454 to 3105 code for a protein of 883 amino acids. Gene Ontology annotation, molecular function: protein tyrosine phosphatase activity.